UGCGAGCGGAUUAAUGGUAGUGAAUGCCAAGCGUGCGAGUGUGGUGGUGUUGUUGGAGAGAGUAUAGAAAAUGGGGCUGUUUGGGGCACAGUUGGUUUUCAGCAUGAUCAUGGCCAGCUUUCUGCAGAAGUUAUCUCAGUACUUCUCGCUCGCACAGACUGUCAUCUGUUACAGACUGGUGAGAUACAUGCACCCGACAGACGAGGAACUGAGAGAGGCAGCCGGUAUCCCACCACCAUCGAGCCGUAGCCGAGGCAAGAAAGAUGCCAGGAAACAGAAUGGUGCUGCGAAGGACAACAGUUUCACCGUGCCCCGGAACAUCCAGUUAAAACUAACGACGGCAGAAGUGACCGACCAAGACGUUGUCCAUCUGCAUUUCUUCACAGAGUACCAGUGGCUGGUUGACUUCUCAUCGUGCGCUGUCAUUGUCUACGUGAUAACAGAGCUGUUCUACUGGAUGACCCCACACAUGGCAGCCGGUGAGGUCAACCUGAGUCUCAUCUGGUCACUCAUGGCUCUACUCUUCAUCUUACGUGUGCUGUGGUCGCUAACGGCGCAGUAUUUCCGCGGUGAGGAUGGCGGUGAGCGGGCGAUGUGCAUCAUGUUUGCAUUCUUCUGCCUUGUGUCAGCGAUGGUCGUACUCGUCAUCAAUGAAGACAUCCUCGAACUAGGACUCGACGAAGCGUAUGCAUUGUUCAGUCAAGGAUCAAAUCUGUUCUUGGCAACUCAGGGGUUGGAAUCCAGUGGACCCGCAUCCAAGAUUUCCAUCAAGGUGAUUCUAGCCCUGUGCUCAGCGCUGGUGGGAGCAUUUCUUAUCUUCCCGGGCAUGAGGCUGGCACAGAUGUACCACAGUGCUCAGAAGUACUGCGCAGAUAACUUCAUUCUGAGAUUAUUACUACAUGUAAAUUUCCUGUCGCCCCUGAUAGUCAUGCUGCUGUGGAUCAAGCCGAUUGGCAGGGAAAUCUUUACUCAGGUUACUUGGGGAAAAUACGGAAUCCUGAUGAGUUCGGACGGCUACGAGUCGUUCCGGCUGUGGGCGGUCGUUGCCAUGGUGACGCUGAGGCUGUGUCUCCUCACCCUGCACCUGCAGGCCUACCUCAACCUUGCUUACGACCGUGUGCAGCUGAUGAGCAAGGAAGCUGGUCGCAUCUCCAGCACUGAGCUGCAGAGAAUGGUCGCGCGAGUAUUUUACUACCUGUGCGUGGUGACGCUACACUACGUCGUGCCAGCAAUACUUAUACUUAAUGUGUUGUUCCUACUCAAAACACUAGGUGAUGGGAGCUGGUGCAGCAGCGCCAUCUGUGAGGACUACUCGCAAACAGAGCAUGAGAGGGCGCCACCGUCUCCGUUCGCCAAGCUUCCCGAUGCCAUCGGCAGUUCGCUGAAGGAUGCCACCGAGCAGUUCCAGGUUGCCAUAGUAACGCUCAAGCAGGUGUUCCCACCGCUGUUCUUCCGCGGCAUACUCUCCUACGCCCUCUGGUGGCUGUGCGGGGUGAACUUUGCGAGCCAGGUGUUCGGCCUCACCUACUACUCAUAUUUUGCUGAACAACAGUAGCACAGCUUUGGCGGGAAUGCUCCCCAGCAACCAGCCAGCUGAUGGGAAGGCGCAGCAACUUAUUCACGAUCGUUUGCUGGAUGGAACUGAAUUACUGGUAGAACUGCCAGGGCAUCGUUGAGUGACGUUUUGCGAACAGACAACCGGCCUGGCGCGACACUGCGUGAUGUGCAAGUAUUGAGAAUGGCGUGUCCUAUUCAUUGUUAUUAUUACUCGGCUGUUAUAGUGCAAUGAUUAUUAUAUCAAGUCGUAGAUCCUACGUUUCGAAGUGGAUUCUAGAUUCGUGUAGGCUUUUUUAAUCCCCACCCCCUUGAUAUACCCGCGCGGCACAUGCAGGAUGCGAAUGUGAAUGUUUUUCUAAUAUUUAUGAAGUUUUAUUAAAAAUAAUUUUUUUCUACAAAGGA
Messenger RNA from Priapulus caudatus, 1959 nucleotides. RefSeq names its product transmembrane protein 161B-like. NCBI's taxonomy places the organism in Eukaryota, Metazoa, Priapulida, Priapulimorpha, Priapulimorphida, Priapulidae. The record is from RefSeq and is a predicted model, not a curated record. The transcript is spliced from 12 exons. The coding region runs from base 71 to 1555 and encodes 494 amino acids.